AUGUUGUCGUCACGCGUUUGGAUAUCACAGUCACGUCUUGGGUUCUUUUUGCCUCAAGCUGUUUUCGCUACGCAUACGACGACUUGUCCAUCUAAAAAAGAAACUGCUCCCAAAAGAUGUCCCUCAUCUGGAGGUAGUGGCUCAAAGGGACAAGGUCUUACUAGAGCUAUUCAAUCUGGUAAAGUAAGAUUAGCUUUCAUUCCAGAAGAGUGGUUUCAGUUUUUCCAUUCGAAAACUGGUGUCACUGGGCCAUAUAUAUUUGGAAUAGUUAUGGCUAAUUAUUUAUUAAGUAAAGAAAUUUACAUUAUGGAACAUGAAUACUAUCUCGGUUUAUCAAUUUUCGUCGUUCUUACUUGCGCUGUUAAGUUUUUGGGACCGGCUAUGGCAGCUGAUCUGGAUAAAGAAGUCGAUGCCGUUCAAGCGGAAUUCGAUAAAACUAGAAAAGAUGAAACUGAUCUUUAUGAGAAUACAAUAAAAUCUGCUAAAGAUGCUCAGUGGAGAGCUGAAGGUCAAAAGUUGUUGAUGGACGCUAAGAAAGAAAACAUUGCUAUGCAACUAGAAGCUAUUUACAGAGAGAGAUCAAUGCUUGUAUAUAAAACUGUCAAAGGACGUAUGGAUUAUCACGUCAAAAGAUAUCGGGCAGAAGCUCGUAUACAUCAAAAGUGGAUGAUAGACUGGAUUUUGGGAAACGUAAGAAAAUCUAUUACUCCCGAAUUUGAAAAGCAGGCACUGAAUGCCGCUAUUCAAGAAUUAGCCACUGUUGCUAAUCGUACGAAUUAA
Molecule: messenger RNA, 780 nt
Organism: Diatraea saccharalis (sugarcane borer)
Lineage: Eukaryota; Metazoa; Arthropoda; Insecta; Lepidoptera; Crambidae
Source: the annotation of a GenBank genome assembly